Messenger RNA from Protobothrops mucrosquamatus (brown spotted pit viper), 1572 nucleotides. It is a transcript of the gene TYW5, whose product is annotated as tRNA-yW synthesizing protein 5. Gene Ontology annotation, biological process: wybutosine biosynthetic process. The coding region runs from base 80 to 1021 and encodes 313 amino acids. The record is from RefSeq and is a predicted model, not a curated record. NCBI's taxonomy places the organism in Eukaryota, Metazoa, Chordata, Lepidosauria, Squamata, Viperidae. Gene Ontology annotation, molecular function: 2-oxoglutarate-dependent dioxygenase activity; tRNA binding. The transcript has 8 exons.
GUUUCCAGCGGAGGGAAAUCGCCGCCGGACCCAAAGGAGGAAGUGACCGAGCGGCGGUUGCUUAGAUUUCAGCGGGGACAUGGAGAGGCAGCGAGUCCCGCAAUACACCGGAGUGACUCGGGAGCGUUUUUUGCAGGACAUCUAUCCCCUGAGAAAGCCUGCAGUACUGAAAGGAAUAGAUCUGGGCCCUUGUGUGACCAAAUGGACAGUAGAUUACCUUUGUCAAUCAUCAGGAAAAAAAGAAGUAAAGGUUCAUGUUUCUGCUGUGCCACAGAUGAACUUCCUUAGUAAGAACUUUGUGUAUAGAACACUGCCUUUUGAUGUAUUUGUAAAGAGAGCAGCUGAAAUCAAGCAUUCGGAUUAUUUUCUUUCUGAGGAUGAAAAGUAUUAUUUACGAUCACUAGGAGAUGAUCCCCGAAAGGAUAUUGCAGAUCUGAGAAAGCAGUUUCCUUUAUUGGCAGAUGACAUUCACAUUCCAGAAUACUUUGAUAAGGAACAGUUUUUCUCUACUGUCUUCCGAAUAAGUUCAGAAGGUCUACAACUUUGGACACACUAUGAUAUAAUGGAUAACUUCUUAAUUCAGGUGACGGGAAAGAAACAAGUUGUACUGUUCAGCCCCCGUGAUGCACCAUAUUUAUAUUUAUCAGGCACAAAGUCUGAGGUACUAGAUGUGGAUAAACCAAACAUGAAGAAAUAUCCUCUCUUUAUCAAAGCUAGACGUUAUGAAUGUCAGCUGGAUGCUGGAGAUGUCUUAUUCAUUCCUGCCUUGUGGUUCCAUAAUGUGACUUCUGAGGAAUUUGGAGUUGGAGUCAAUGUUUUCUGGAAGCAGCUUCCUUCUGAAUACUAUGAUAAAACAGAUACGUAUGGAAACAAAGAUCUCACUGCAGCCUCAAGAGCAAUGCAGAUUUUGGAUAGAGCACUAAAAAACCUGGAAGAACUUCCUGAGGAAUACAGAGACUUCUAUGGUAGGAGAAUGGCAUUACGCAUCCAAGAAAAAACUUACAGCAGUAAUUAUGAAUAAAAAACAUUUUUGAAUACUUAACAGUUGUUCUGAGAAAUAUAUAUGUUAAACUCUUUCUUGUGAACCAAUUAAUAGGAUGGCCACUGGUUUACGUACCAUUUAAGCCAGACACAUACUGCUAAAAUGUCGUAUUAUUUAUGAACAUAAUAUACGGGUAUGCUAAGGAGAUAAACAGUAAGACUAUGCAUCAAUCUGGAUUUGAAGAGAUAAUGUGCAUAUCUAAUGAUGUUGGCACAUCCUUAAAUGUGUUUUCCAAGCUCAGAAAAGGCACAAUUUUUAAGGAUUUGCAGACAUUUCUAAUGAGUUUGGAGUUAAUAAACUGUGAAGGUAGUACAACAAUCUCUUCAGUGUUUUUUUUUUUAUUUACUCUAGUUAUGCCUUGAGCAGGUAUAAAAAUCUUGUAAGAAAUUUUUCUUGCAGAAAUUGCAACGUAUGGUUUUCGCUACUUUGCAACAUUGCUUUUCAGUAGAAUAAGUACUUUAGUUUGCAAAGAGUUGUUCUUUCAUCUGACACUCCUGUAUCAUAAAUAUGUAACUAUCCAAUAAAAAAAA